AUGGCUGACACCGAGGCGCCGGUGGCUCCCACCGAGCCCGCGGGCCCUUCCCCGUACGAGGAAAAGGCCCCGUACUAUGCCAAGCGCAUCGAACUCUUCGAGAAGUACUUCGAGCGCGAGGGCGCCAAGGUCGAGGAGGCCAAGUCCAAGAACGAGCCCAUCAAGGUGGUCAUGCCCGACGGCGCCAUCAAGGAGGGCAUCAAGUUCGUCACCUCCCCCUGGGACAUCGCCAUGGGCAUCCACAAGAAGCUGGCGCAGGGAUCCCUCCUCGCCCACGUCGACGGCCAGGACUGGGACAUGCGCAGGCCCCUUGAGGGCGACUGCUCCCUCAAGCUCUUCGGCUUUGACGACCCCGAGGGCAAGGAGCUGUACUGGCACUCAUCCGCGCACGUCCUCGGCGAGGCGCUCGAGCUCGAGUACGGAGCCGACCUCACCAUCGGACCCUCCAUCGAGGAGGGAUUCUACUACGAUUGCUUCCUCGGAGAACGCACGCUGAGCGCCAGCGAGACGGACGGCAUCCAGAAGCGCAUGGAGGCGAUCAUCAAGGAGAAGCAGCCCUUCCAGCGCAUCGUGGUGAGCCGAGCCGAGGCGCUGGAGAUGUUCCAGGAGAAUAAGUUCAAGGUUGAGCUCAUCAGCAACCUCCCGGAGGACGCCACCAUUUCCUGCUACCGCUGCGGCCCCAUGGUCGACCUCUGCCGCGGCCCCCACCUCCCCGACACCGCGUGGAUCAAGACGGUGUCCGUCAACCAGUGCUCGCGGGCGCACUGGAGAGCCGACGUCACCAAGGACCCUCUGGUCCGCGUCUACGCCGUCACCUUCCCCGACAAGAAGCUCAUGGCCGAGUACAAGCUUCGCAUCGAGGAGGCGAAGAAGCGCGACCACCGCCUGAUCGGUCUCAACCAGGAGCUCUUCUUCUUCCACACCCUCUCCCCGGGCUCGUGCUUCUUCCUGCCGCAGGGCGCCAAGAUUUACAACAAGCUGAUGGAGUUCAUCCGCGAGAAGUACUGGGAGUACGAGUACGACGAGGUCAUCACCCCGAACGUGUACAACUUCGACCUGUGGAAGACCUCCGGUCACGCGGCGCAUUACAAGGAGAACAUGUUCUCGUUCGACGUGGAGAAGGCGGAGUUUGGCCUGAAGCCGAUGAACUGCCCCGGGCACUGCGUGAUGUUCGGCAACCGCAAGCGAUCCUUCCGCGAGCUGCCCAUGAGGCUCGCCGACUUUGGCGUGCUCCACCGCAACGAAUUCAGCGGCGCGCUGCACGGUCUCACUCGCGUGCGCAGGUUCCAGCAGGACGACGCGCACAUCUUUUGCCGCCAGGAUCAGAUGGAGAAGGAGCUUGCGGCUUUCGUGAAGAUGCUCGACGAGAUUUACGAGGUCUUCGGCCUCACCUACGAGAUGAAGCUCUCCACCAGGCCCGAGGGGUACCUCGGCGAACUGGAGACCUGGAACAAGGCGGAGGCUGCGCUGGAGGCGGCGCUGAACGGUACGGGCAAGGAGUGGAAGCUCAACCCCGGCGAUGGCGCCUUCUACGGUCCCAAGAUUGACAUCACCGUCUUUGACGCGCUCAAGCGAAGGUUCCAGUGCGCCACCGUGCAGCUCGAUUUCCAGUUGCCCAUCCGUUUCAACCUGUCUUACGUCAGCGAGGCGAACGAGCCCGAGCGCCCGAUCAUCAUCCACCGCGCCAUCCUCGGCUCCGUGGAGCGCAUGUUUGCCAUCCUCACCGAGCACUUUGCGGGGAAGUGGCCCUUCUGGCUCUCGCCCAGGCAGGUGAUGAUCGUGCCCAUCAGCGAGCAGAGCAGGGACUAUGCGCAUGAGGUUCGCAGCGUGCUUCGCAAGGAGGGCUUCUACUGCGAGGUUGACGAUAGCGAUCGCAAGAUGCAGAAGAAGGUUCGCGAGGCGCAGCUCGAGCAGUGGAACUACAUCCUCGUCGUGGGCGAGGGCGAGAAGACCAACCGCACGGUUAACAUUCGCACGAGGGACAACGUGGUGCACGGCGAGCACAAGCUGGAGGAGGGUCUGCUGGAGACCCUCCUCGAGGAGAGGAGGACGAAGAGCCUGACGUGCUUGUUCGGCGUGGAGAAGAGUGCGGCGGCGGCGGCGGAGAAGGCGGCGGCGGACGCUGCCGCGAAGGCUGCGGCGGUUGAAGCUGUCGCCGAGGCGCAGUAG
Molecule: messenger RNA, 2169 nt
Organism: Micromonas commoda
Lineage: Eukaryota; Viridiplantae; Chlorophyta; Mamiellophyceae; Mamiellales; Mamiellaceae
Exons: 1
Coding region: 1-2169 (722 amino acids)
Biological process (GO): threonyl-tRNA aminoacylation
Cellular component (GO): mitochondrion; cytoplasm; chloroplast
Molecular function (GO): threonine-tRNA ligase activity; ATP binding
Source: RefSeq, a predicted model, not a curated record